This is a messenger RNA of Brassica oleracea var. oleracea, 2396 nucleotides long. RefSeq names its product putative nuclease HARBI1. The record is from RefSeq and is a predicted model, not a curated record. Bases 875 to 2053 code for a protein of 392 amino acids. The transcript has 2 exons. Lineage: Eukaryota; Viridiplantae; Streptophyta; Magnoliopsida; Brassicales; Brassicaceae.
GGCCUGGAGCUAGGAAAUACAAAGAUAAACCAGUGGCAAAUGCAGAUCUAAUGGAACAGAUUUUCAGUGGGGUUCAUGUAAGUGGAGCUGAAGGGUGGAGUGCUCAGCAAGGUGAAAAUGAGUUAGACAAUAUGGAGGUAGAGAAUGAUGAUGCCGCAUCUGAAGCAAGGCAAACCAAUCCUCCAGCAAGGCAAACCAAUCCUGAACCAGAUGCUCCCUCAUCCUCUAAUGGUCCACGAGUCUCUAAUGCUCCACGAGCCUCUAGUGUCCCAAAGCCUUCUCGGAAAAGGCGUGCAGAACAAGCAGCAGAUGUUAUGAGAAGUAGUCUUCAAUCACGUGAUGAUAUACUCUCUCACAAAAACCACCUAAUAGAAAGCCAUCCAGAUUUGAGUUGCAGCCAGCUUAAGGCUAUGAGUGUCUUGCAUUCACUGUCUAGUAUCAGAAUGUGGUCUCCAUUGUACAAAGCUGCUUAUAAACAUCUCAGGGAAGCUGCUACAAAUCGACAGACGUUCCUAAGUUAUGAAGAUGACGAGAACAAGAUUAUCUAUUUGGAGGAAGAGACCGGUGAAAGCAGAUAUGCAUGAGUUUUAUGUUCUCCUAUCUAGUGUCUAAGUAUUGUGUUUCUCUCUAUCUGUUUGAGUCUUGUGUUUCUCUUUAUCUUUAUGCAUAACAAUGUGAAGUUUUCUUGUUUAUUCAUGACAUUUUCCUUCUAUGAAAAAAUAUUAGUAUUUAUUAACUCUUUUUACCUUCAUGCUUGUGGUAGAAUUUCAGUAUUUGAAUAUGACAUUGUUUAACAGGUUUACUUGUUAUUUAGCAGAUAUGCGACGAGACAACAACAUUGGAUACAUUCGCAUUGCUAACUGAGGAUGAUGAUAUGGAUUUGUUAGAAGAGGAAGAGCUCGUGUAUCAUAUGCUAGAAGAUGUUUAUGGAGUUACAAAUCUUCCUUCUCUUCCUCGACAAAUGCUCAGAACAAACAAAGGUGGAGGUUGGCGCCGUGUUCAGCGCCUCAUGUUUGAGAGUGACAAGCAAUGUUUUGACAUCUUAAGGAUGAAUCAAGGUACUUUUAAGAAUCUGUGCUUUAGGCUUCGACAAUACUACAAACUUGAAGAAUCACAAAACGUCUAUCAUGAAGAGAGUGUGGCAAUGUUUGUUGAAAUGGUUGCACAAGAUUUAACAGUUCGAGCUUUAGCUGAGAGAUAUCAACGUUCAGUAGAUACGGUGGAUAGAAAACUAGAUCAAGUUCUCUCUGCUCUAUUAAAGCUUGCUGCAGACAUCAUUAAGCCAUCAAUAGGAGAGUUUACUACUCCAAGUCCUGUUCUAGUAAACAAUGAUAGGUACAUGCCGUUUUUUGAAGACUGCAUUGGUGCUUUGGACGGAACUCACUUACCUGUUCGUCCUCCGUCUGAUAAUCCGGAACCGUACAGAGGCAGGAAAGGAGAACCGACAAUCAAUGUUCUCGCAAUAUGCAAUAUGAAAAUGCGAUUCAUCUACGCAUACGUGGGAGUUCCUGGUAGAGCUCAUGACACGAAAGUUCUUACACAUUGUGCGACACAUGAACCCUUCUUCCCUCAUCCACCAGAUGGUAAGUACUAUCUAGUUGAUUCCGGUUAUCCAACUAGAACCGGUUAUCUAGGUCCGCAUCGUAGAACUAGGUAUCAUCUUGACCAGUUUGCUAGGGGAGGACCACCAACAAACUCUAGAGAACUGUUUAACCGGAGGCAUGCUAGUUUACGUUCUGUGAUUGAAAGAACAUUUGGUGUUUGGAAAGCGAAGUGGAGGAUUUUAGAUAGAAAACAUCCGAAGUAUGAUGUUAUAAAGUGGGUGAAGAUUGUGACAGCAACUAUGGCACUUCACAAUUUUAUUCGAGAUUCAUCUGAUGAAGACCGUGAUUUCACUUAUUGGGAAACAGUAAAUGAGUAUGAACAUCAUGGUGACCAAGCAGUAGAAGAGCUUGAGCAUACUCCAUACCUUCCAUCUGGUGAUAGAGCAAUGGAGAUUCGACGUGAUGCAAUCACUGAAAGGAUAGCAAGAGGAAGUCGACUUCCAUAUUAGCUUCACAUAUGAUCAUCAAGCAGUCACUUCCUCCAGGUUUUUAUUCUUAUCUCUCUCUCUCUCUUCUCUCUCUCUUUCUCUCUCUCGCAUCUCACGUUUGUAAAUUGAAUGGGAGUAUUUUGUAUAUCUUAAAAGUCUAAACAUCUGUGUCUUUCAGUUGUUUAUUUGCUUGUAGGAAGCAUGUGUGAUGUAUUGUUUAUAUGUUUCAGGUUUGAGUGUUCAAGACAUUUGAAGAUCAUCUUCUUGAAGUUAAGAGAUUAUGUUUACUAUUGUUCAGACUUGAGUUUUUAUGUCAAGAGUUUUAUAUUUCAGAUUUGAGUGUUUCAGUUUUUGAAUGUUUUGA